Molecule: messenger RNA, 466 nt
Organism: Amoebophrya sp. A25
Lineage: Eukaryota; Dinophyceae; Syndiniales; Amoebophryaceae
Source: the annotation of a GenBank genome assembly
AUGGUAGGAAGAUUGCGAGCAUUGCAAAUUGAGGAGAUGGACGAAAUAAUGAACGAGGUGAUUUCAUCUACGACUAGAAGUACUGCUUCUAGACAACUUAGUACUUGUAUGCUUCCGCUAUUUGGUAACCUGAAUUUUUUGAUCACAAGGGAAAACAAGAAAGAGAACCCUUGUGAGUGAUCAAAUUCAGGCUAAGUACCAAAUACCGGAACCAUUCAGUACUUCGUCUGCAACUAGUGCGAUGGCGAAUCCCUUCGAAACUGGCGCCACAGACGAUCAAUGCGUCUUGACCGCGUGUCAGGUGAUGCGGUUACUGUCUCCGACAUCGGAGAUCACUUUGAAGCGGGAUCCAGAUGCUAUGGCCAGACUAGAGGUAGGUGAUACGGAGUAUUGCACUGCGCCUGUAUCAAGACAACGUAAGCGCCUACAUGCAGUGUCAACUUCGCAUUUACCCAUUGAUUUCCCA